Maylandia zebra (zebra mbuna) is the source of this 1677-nucleotide messenger RNA. Its product is annotated as myelin-oligodendrocyte glycoprotein. Lineage: Eukaryota; Metazoa; Chordata; Actinopteri; Cichliformes; Cichlidae. Gene Ontology annotation, molecular function: signaling receptor binding. Gene Ontology annotation, biological process: T cell receptor signaling pathway; regulation of cytokine production. Gene Ontology annotation, cellular component: external side of plasma membrane. The record is from RefSeq and is a predicted model, not a curated record.
UGGAGGCACUCCGGAGUGGCUCUCUUUCUGUUUCGCUUCUGUGUAUAAAAGGUUUCUGUUCCCUGUCAACAUCUUUCGGUGUAGGUGAAGCCUCUGCAGUAUCUUACAGCUGUGGUCACAGAUGGAUUCUCUCAAUUUUCUACUGAUUUCAUCCCUCGUUUCUGCAUCUACAUCUCUUCAGCAGGAUAUUGAGGCAAAGCUUGGAGCUGACGUCACUCUUCAGUGUCAGAUUUCCACAGAUGAAAGAAUCUCAGUGCUGAAGUGGAGCAGAGCUGACCUGAACACAGACGGCUACGUCUACUUCUACAGGAACAAACGCUCCUAUGAAAACUACCAACAUCCAUCUUUUCAUGGCCGAGUAAAGCUGAGGGACCCGGAGAUGAAGGAUGGAGACGUUUCUCUGAUCCUGAACAACAUCGCGUUUAAUGACACUGGGAUGUAUGAGUGUCACGUAGCUGUGAGGAACCCUGUGAGAAGUAAAAGAGUUCACACUGAGAUCAGUCUCUUCAUCAACCUCACAGUCACAGGUGAAACUCAUGGAAACAUGAAACUGGUGAAAACAGGAGAUGGAAACAUAGAGGAGGUGGUAGAAGUGGAGACUAGGACAGAUCAGAUGGUUGUUCCUGCUGUCUCUGCUGCUGCGACUGUCAUUGUUAUUACAGCUGGAUUUGUGGCAAUGUGGAGAUUUAAAAGAAAGAAACAGCAGCACAUGGAGGCAGAUAACCAGCAGCUGGUCUGAAACGUCCAGGAGUUUCUGGUACAGUAAGCUAAUUGUGCGUGAGAGCAAUACACAGAGAGGGAGGACAGGUGGGACCAGUUCUGUGGGCGAUGUGCUUCUGAGAAGGAGCGGCGUCUGUGUUCAUAGUUCCCGCCUGACCUCUUCAGAAUCAGCUGAUUUUUUUUUUUUUUUUUUUUUGCACCAUAACUUUAGUAUAUUUAGAAAAAACACACAGACUUUCUUUGUAGUAUUAAUUCACCCGGUUUCUCCAGCAUUUUUCCCCUGAAGUGCAGAAGAUAUCCACAUGAAAUCUUCAGGGCAGACAAACAAAUUUAAAACUGCAACCAAAUCAGUUUUAUACCCACUCAAAGUGACAAACUCAAACUCUAACAAUAACAUCUCUUUUGUAUUUGUUUGUUUAGCGUAAUUGUUUCACAGUUGUUUCCCAGCAUAACCUGUGAGCAUCUGAGUUUCAUUUUCUGUAUUUUCAUAGUAACAGUUGGGACUUUUUUUUUUCUUUUUGUUUGUUUCUUUAUGUUUCUGCUGUUAUUUUACUGUUUUUGUUUCAUGACCACUUCAAGGCACUGAGUUCCUUUUAAGUUUUUUAUUGCAUAAUUUUGGGGGUUUUCUGGUUGCUUUUACUCAGACUUCAUGUUCUCAGUUUGAAAGCUUCUCUGUCUUGAGUUUUUCGUACUUUUGAAAUCUGUUUGAGAGGUUGCUGUUUGCAUUUGCAUCAUGGUGUUUUCCCCCAACAUUUUGUUCAGUGUGUUUUAGUUUAAUUAUGUCUUUUGUUAUUUCCACUUUCCUUUCAUCAUUCCCUCACCGCAUCUGUUUGCCUGUGUGUUUACCUUUGCCCACAGACUCUUGGUGUUCUGGGAAAUUUCCAACAAUGUGAAUUACUUUCUCCCUGAAAGAUGAUUGAUUACAUUUCAGUUUGUAUCUUAAUAAAAUUUAAGAAA